This is a messenger RNA of Linepithema humile (Argentine ant), 7263 nucleotides long. RefSeq lists its product as uncharacterized. Lineage: Eukaryota; Metazoa; Arthropoda; Insecta; Hymenoptera; Formicidae. The record is from RefSeq and is a predicted model, not a curated record.
CCCGAGAGCCGUUUAUGUUCGAACAUCCUGCGGGACGCAAAAUCUAAGAUGGCAACAGACAUGUACAUUUGAUAGGGCGGUCCAUUCGAUCAGGGAGAAAGCCGACUCGGUUAGAGUAUAACGCGCGAUAAUGAGCGAGUGAAAACAGAAAGAAAGGGAGAGAGAGAGAGAGAGAGCGCGCGAGGGUCGCGAUGAACGGAUAGGGUACAGGUGCAACAUCAAUCGCGCAUCAUCCGUGCGGGAGGGAAGGGUGCGAUACACUAUCUUCUCGGCACGCGUAAUCGCCGAAAGAAGACCAGAUCGAGAGUGGCGGACUACUAGUCGUGCUGUGACCGAAAUUAGGCGCUCUCGACAGCAUGUCCGUGACGAGUGACAACGGGAGAUAAAGGUGGGACCGAAGAAACGAGCAUCUCAUCCUAAAGGGAACAGCGGGAGAAGGAAAUAUGGGAAAAGGGGACAAGAGAGGUAUCGCACAGCGCAGUGAUGGCGCCAGCACCAAUCUCGUGGGCAAGUUCACGCAGAGCGUCCGGAGGAUCGUCCAGGACGUGAAGGACGAGGGCACUUCCAGUGGACAAACGAAGGAGGAGGUGAUCGAGACGAACGAGAGAUUGAGAGUCGUGAGGAUACGCUUGGACGGCAGCUACGACACCGCUAAGAGGGCCCUCGUCGAGCUCAUGUGCAAGUACACCGACAGCAAGCAAGUGCGCAACGUGUUCCAGCGUUACAAUCUUCUCAAAGUUAUGAUCAAGGACGUAAUUAAGCUGGAGACGCAGUAUUGGACGCUGGUGGAUAUACCGAGGCAGGAAAAACAGGAGACUGUGCCCGCCUUCGUGCUGCGUGCCUGCUCCAUCAUGGAGAAGACCCACAAGAGCGGCGAAGGCGUGAAAACUUCGGCGCGUCUCGCCGAGGAGGCCGAGACCAAGAGAGAGCGCAUCGAGAGACUCGAGGGUAUGACGACAGCGCAAAUCGAAGCGGAGAACACCCAGAUGACGAAUGAUCUGUACAGAUUAUUGAAAAAAUAUACUGGUCUCAGGAACCUCAUCAAAGAGUUGAAGGAGGAGUACAACAGUUCGAAGGUGUAUCCGAUGUUUCCGCGUUACACGAUACUGAAGGACAUGAUUAAGGACAUAAUGCACAACCCGGACUACAUGGAGGUCUGUCACGAGGUGGAUCAAGCAUAGCGGCCUGACCCCCUCCACCGUUCGCCACGUAUGACCCUGUAAAUCUCACGGGGUCAACGCGUGGUCGUCGGUGAAGGGGGUGAACUACAGAACGCUUCAGCUUCGACUGAUGAUUUCAUUUCGGACAGCGAUCCUUGUGAUUUUUUUCUUUUUCGUCCUAUGCUAUCCGGGAGCUCCCCGUCUCUUUGCCCGCACUCUUCCACACAAACCAAUGCUCGUCAUUCUCAUCCGAAUCCCGGAGCAACUUUGGCGCAACAAGUUGCGUUGGCGUGUUAAUGCUUGCGAAUUGUGUACACAUUCCCGCAGGUAAGUUAAAUCCAGUCUCCUUUGCGCGCGUUUUGUAAAGUUUUGGCGAAAUGGGGUUUUCGGAGAAAUGUUGAAGGAUUGAAUUUCGCGGAAAAGCACGUCAUCGAGUAUCAUGGAGUAGCGACAGGCGCCUCGACGUGUCGCAACGGCGCCACAACGUAAUGAAGAUGGAAUAGUCCGUCGGUGAAAACAAGGUAGGUCGGGUGAGGGUUGUUUUUAUAUUCGUGAGAAUCUUGCUGCUUGCUUGAAAGAACGGCGAUUCUGUGGCGCUCGCUUUAUUACAUAAAUCCGGUAUUUUGCAAACUUCCAAUUUGUCACUUUGUGAAAGCGGAGAUGCGAGUCGCUAAGUGAGCCCAAGUAGCAGGAUUCGCAUGAUUCCAGCGUAAAAGUUGAGAGAUCAUUUUAUAGUUUCUGAUUUCGCGCGUCGAAAUAGUCGCUUGCGUAACAAAAGAGGCUAGCCGCGUCAUUAUUAGUAGCAAGUGUCGUGUGUGUGUAUACGUGGUAUACCAAUUGAAGACAAUUCGUGAAAUCCACAGUCAAGUGAAUUCCUACACCUGCAAGCGUGUGUUUGUACAUAGAUGUAAACUCGUAUGCGUGAGAGUAGCGUAAGAUUGUAAAAGUGAUGUCAAUGUGGAACACACUAUUACCUGCUUUCUGCUGUAUAGAACUCUCGUAAUAAAGGACAUCAUCGUCGCGACCGAAUUCUCGCUUUACCUACAAACAGGACAAAAAUUAGGCGAUUCGGGAUGUUCGAGUAACCCUCUGCGGAAAGAUAAAGUUGCAUUUAUAAGGCAUUUGAGAAACGUUAAUUAAUGAUUUAACGCUUGAAGGAACUCGAAGAUUUAUAUAGUUAAUUUUAAAUAUGAAGAUAUAUUUAUUAGAUCAUAUUUAAUGUGUAAAUUAUUGGAGUAUUUGUAACCUCCUCGCGCUUUCCUACAAACAGAACAAAGAUUAAUGAAUUCGAGUAAUAUAUAUUGAAAAAAAGAAUGUGUUUAUUGCGUGAAUAUUAAUUAAUUAUUUAAGGCCUGAAAAUUUACAACUCUAAAUGGAAAUUUUAUUGAAAUAUUUGAAUAAUAUUUCGUACAUAAUAUUGAAAUAUUUGAAAUGCUAAAUUAUUUUUAACUUAAUUUAAAAAAAACAUUAUAAAAUGCGAAAUUGUAUCUCGAGAUUGAAACGAGUCUGAAAUCUGUGAGUUAAAUAUAGAUCAAGAUUUAAAAUAGGGCCUGCAGAUUUGGAUUUGAUUAAUUUCAGUUUUGAAUUCGGGAGUGAAAUAUGGAUUCAUAGCUAAAGUGAAUCUUUUUGCAAUUUUAGCUGUAAAUCGACGAUUCGAAGAAUAUUUCUCCGACUUUUCAGCCGAUUUCAAUUAAAUAGUUUUUUAUGUAAUUUUUAUUUUUGGCAAUCACAUUUUUAUCGUAACAUGGUACAUUUUUAACAUAUCACAUUUUUAUCAACCACACUUUUACAUAAUUAGCAAUACGCACAAUGGUGCUGAAUAUUAAUGAACAAUUCUCUCCGUAUGUACAAAGCAUAAAUAUUAAUGAUUCCCCAUUUAAAAUACACGCAAUGCCUCCAUUAUGAAUCACGAGAUAAGCUAAGAUAUUUGCACACUUGUCGAGUAUGAAUCAACGUUUCUUUCGUGCGAGAAGCAAAAAGGCAAAAAUGUCACGUACAUACAUUCUUACUUUUGCAGUGCAUCAUUACAUUCAUACGCGAUAGGAUAAAAUAAUCACGCUAUGUAUUUAAUACUAAAUGCGCUUUUCAGAAGUGGAUCACAUUGAGAAAAUCGAUCAAUAUGUUAAAAUGUUAUUAAUUGACGUUAUCUACAUAAAAACUCACCGUUAAACAGUCGCAUUUAGCUAAAUAUGCAGUGAGAAUUCGUAUGCUGAACAAUAACGAUCGUGAAUACAUAUUUGCCCGUAUAUAUUAAGUAACAAAGCUGAAUAUUUUGGGAUGAGAGCGUUGAUUAAAUAUUAAUUUGGCAUAAUGAACAUAUCAUCAACAUCAUAUUUACUGCACAGGGUGUUCCAGACCAACCGUAUUAUUAUCCGUUAAUAGUAGAUUUCUGAGAUCAUGUGAAGACAAAAAUCUUUAUACUAAAAUGUCAAGGCUACAGUAAUUUUUAAAUGCAAAAUGUUUAAAGUUGAUUAAUCAGAUUGUCCAGAAUUCACGCGCUCACGCACGUUGCAUAUUGAUUCUUAUAUAUAAAGAUAUAGAAAUUAAUAUGCGACGUGCUUGAGCGCGUGAAUUUUUUUGACAAUCUGAUUAAUCAGCUUUAAACACUUUGCAUUUACAAAUUAUUGUAGCCUUGAUAUUUUGAAUAAAGAUUUUUGUCUCCGAAUGAAUCUGCUAUUAACAAAUAAUACAAUUGGUUUGAGACACUCUGUAUAUACUCCGAUGAGAAAACUUUUCGAGAAAUUAUGCGUAAAAUACUUGAUUCAAAAAAAUGUCAAGAAUAUUCGAAAACCUAUUCGCAUUUUAAUUAUAUCUGUAAAACUUUCCAAAUAUUUAAAAAUUACUAAAGUUGUCCGCAGAUUAUUGACGCAACUGUUAAUUGAAUAAAAAAUCUAUUCAGUCCAUUGAUGUUGUAUUAAAAAUUGCAAGAUACCGCGUCCGAACGACAAAACUUUCGCAAAUCUUUCUCGAGGGACUUUCACUCGGAGUAUUUGCAUUCGCGCGUACAUGCAUAUUCAUGUGCAUAAUGUGCUGUUCGAUACUGACAAACGCAGGGGAUGUUAUCGGAUCAGCUGUCCGAUAAAAGCGACAUAUAAAAUGUGCCAUGUUCUCCAAGUGCUAUACCUCAUAUAAGUAUUUACGUAAAAAAAAGAAGCUGUAUAAACGCACGUUACACGGUCGCAUGUAAUGCAAAAUACACGUAAUGCAGUUGGCACUCGCGUGAAUUUAGCGCCAGAAAUUAAUUCGAGGUGCAAACGUAAUAAAGAGGGUCCUCUAGGUUUCUGUUGUCGUCGUAUCAUUAAGAUCUAAGCGCGUAUAACGGUAUAUACUAUAUUAAAGUACAUAUAAAAAAGAAAAAUGGCUGACAAAACGAAAUCAAAAUAUGAAAAGUAAUGCGCGGCAGACAUUGGGACGACGAAUGCAGGCUCCGUUCCUCGCAUCGCGGGCCCUUUUCAAUGUUUGCCGAUGGUUAGUGUCCCUCUUCUCCCCCUCCCCGCAACACUGUGUUUACUCUUUCGAACCGUUCUAGCACUGUAUAAUCAAAACGAGUGUAAUUCAUCAAAAUGUCUAAUCAAAACCUGAAUAGUAUCUCCUCGAUCAUCAUUCCUCGAAGCUGGAUACAGGCGAGAAAAGUGCAAUAAAUUUCGAAAUCAAGACAGCGCUUUUUAUCCGCUGAAUUUUAAUUAAACAUCAAAAUUGAAAAUCAAAAUCUUUAUUGAGAAGGAAUAUUUUUAGAAAAUGCUUUCUUCUUUUUUGAAAAAAUAAUCACACGGAAAGUAGCAUCCUUAAUCAUAUGUUCACGAAACAUCAUGAUGGAUGGAUAAUAGCUCUUCCAUCAUUAUAUUGUUGAUGAAAUCACAAUAACAUUAAAUUUUUUUAAUUAAGUGAAAGCGACGAUAAUUCAUAAUUUACAAUGUACCGCAAAUAAUUAUUUCACAUGUUAUUACGUAGCUUUGAACGUUAAUUAAAAAUUAGCGUAUACGGCAAUAACGUUGCCCGAAAAAGAUCAAAGGAAAUCAUCAAAAUAUAUGAAAUUAAUUAAACGAAAAUUUACCAGUAGUCUGUCUGCAUCCAGCACGUUCAUAAAAUCUUCUUUCUUCGAAUUGACUGUUUAGAAUAGAGCUUUCAAUGUAUGUAUUUACCUUUCACUAUAUUCUAUGUACAUAAGAAGGGCAUUCAGGCAUAUUAUUGCAGAAGGUAUUCAAUAAUUUUUCAUGUUUUUUAUAAUUUAAUGGAUUCUUGAAAUAUUUUAUAAUAUGAAAAAUAUUGAUUAUCGAUUUCGCCAUCAUUCUUUGACAUUGUGGAAUAGCAAAACGCAUAUCUUAAAAGAUUUAUUUUCCUGAAAAAUUUGCAUGAUAAAAGUUUGCAGGGUAUUUCUAAUAAAAUAUAAAAGCGUUUUUUUAAGCAAGAGUGAAAACUCUUUAUAUAUUUUUCAAACAAAAAUAUUUUCAAUGGACUGCUUUUUCUGAACUUCUCAGAAAAAUUUUCGAAGAAAUUAGCGUUAUUUUAAGAAAGAAAAGCUUUGAUAUUCCAUGUAAUUGAUAUAUAUUUUCCGGCACUUUGAAAUCUCUAAAAUAUUCAUGUUACAUGAAAACUUUUGUAUCCAUUUAUCCGUUUUACGAUGCAACUUAUCUAAAGAUAUUUGUAGUCUUGUAUAUUCAAAACGUGAAUAAUAUAUAUAUAUAUGCGACCAAGAUAAAUAAUCUAUAGAUCUAUAUAUUAAUCUAUAGAUGACAAUGAAUAUUGUUUAAAGAAUUCAAAAUCUACGGGGGUCUAAAUGUUAACAAAUCCACAUUAUUUAUACCGACGAAUUAUUUUGCGAUAAACUAGCAAAAUCUUUGUACUACAAUAAUUUUUGCUAUAAAUAAUUUAUUUUUUAAUUAAAUUUAACAAUAUUAAAGUUUUAUUGUAAAAGAGAUUUGUUGCAACUGAAUUUUGUUACGUGUUGAAUAAUGAAAUUUUUCUCAUAUACCGCGCGUAAAAAUAAUUGCUAAAAAAUAAUUAAAUUUUUUUUUGUUUUUUUUUGUUUUAAUAACACAAACGAAAUUGUUGGUACAUGGACCCUUCAUGAUCUUUAAAUUUCUCUAUAUCUAUAUCAGUAAUUGAACUGUGGUCGUUGUACUAUUUAAUGCUCGCUCUCAUUGUAAUGAGAAUUACAAUGCAACUCGCGAUUAUUACUGAGCGAUUGACUCGCCUCAGGCAGCGCAGUUGAUAUUUUUUAUGCAACCGGGAAUUUUCUUAGACCAAUUAUCAUAUAACGUGUAAGAUGAACCUAUAAGAUAUAGCGUAACGCUAAAAACCGUAUGUGUAGCGACGGAGUAAAGCUACUACUCGAUAUGCAAUGUCUCUGAAUUGAAGAAUAAUAGCAAGUGUGCUCGCCUUUUCGACGAAAUUAGGAGAGUGCCAAAUAGAUUUUGAAAGUUUAUACGUGUAUGUGUGUGUGCGCGAUUACAAUUGCUCGUGUAUGGGAAUAUGUGUAUGUGUGCGCAUAUGCGUGUAUGCGUUUCUGUCAUGUUUUUUAUAACAUGCCGGCUAUAACUUCGAGAACGGUAUUCUCGUUCGCUGAAUUGAUCGAUAUUCAAUUUCAACCGGACAAUUGAAUUAAUUACUACGCUUCAAUCAUACAUACACUAGGACAAUUUGUAAUGUUAAACAGUUCAUUGUUUAUUUAUCCUUGAUAACAAAUAUUUUAUUAGUAAUAUUCUCGCAGUCGUAAUUAUUUUGUUAGGUUCCUUGGUUGAUAUUACAUUGCAUAAAUAUUUUGUCACAAAUAUGAAAAUUAUAGAAACGUAUAGAAUACCAAAGAUAACUUAUACAUAUAUAAUGGAAAUUUAGAGAUAUAUAUUAAAGCUUGAUAAAGGCGUAAAUAUUAAAAGAAUAAAUAUAUCCAAUAAAGUAUGAUGCGAUCUAGGGCUAAAAAGAUCACUUCAGCGAAAUAUAGCCAUUUAUCAUUUAAGUAUAAAAAUAACAAACGUAUACAGAUACGAGAGAGAGAUCUACCGAAUGUGUUUUAAAGAGUGUGUACAUGGUAGAUUUACAUAAUUGUAUUAGUAUUAUAAUGAGAUAUUUUCUUAAUGGUUCUUCGAUCUUUGCAAAAUAUAUC